Molecule: messenger RNA, 3471 nt
Organism: Gekko japonicus
Lineage: Eukaryota; Metazoa; Chordata; Lepidosauria; Squamata; Gekkonidae
Gene: KCTD19
Product: potassium channel tetramerization domain containing 19
Exons: 21
Coding region: 1-3471 (1156 amino acids)
Biological process (GO): protein homooligomerization
Source: RefSeq, a predicted model, not a curated record
AUGGCGCUGCUGGAAGAGCCAGAAAUCAUUACUGAAUUCUUUGAGGAAGAGAUUAUUCAUUUCAAUGUUGGCGGCUGGUGUUUCUCAGUUCCUAAAAGCAAAGUGGCCCAGUUUCCCGAUUCCCUGCUCUGGAAAGAGGCUUCAGCCUUGACUGAGAAUGAAAACCCAAGACUGUUUAUUGACCGGGAUGGAUACACCUUCAGACACAUCCAUUAUUAUUUGCACACGUCCAAACUGUCUUUCUCCAGCUGUGCUGAACUAAACCUCCUAUACGAGCAGGCACUGUUCUUGCAGCUAAUACCUCUCUUGCAGACUUUAGACAAUUUGAAGGAAGGAAAACACAACCUGCGCAUCCGACCUGCUGAUAUACCAAUAGCUGAAAGAGCAUCUAUGAAUUACUGGAGAACACGGAAAUGUAUAAGCAAGCCACCUGAAUUUCCUCUGAAAAGUCCAGCAUUUACUGGCUUACAUGAGAAAGCUCCUCUUGGACUAAUGGACACUCCAUUACUAGACACUGAAGAAGAAGUGCAUUACUGUUUUCUGCCACUCAGCUUGGUUGAAAAAUACCCUUCCCUGGUUAAUGAUGACAAUUUACUGUGGCUGUCUGACAAUUCCGUUCUGAUAGAAUGUGAAGGCAGUGAGUUCCGCUUCAUAGCUAAUUUUCUACGUUCAGGGAAGAUUUUUUUGCCUGACAACUUCUCAAACAUGGAUGUGCUGGAAGCUGAAGCUGAAGUAUUGGGGAUCCCUGAGCUUAUGGAAGCAAUGAAGAUCUUUAGGAGUCAGCCUGGUGCCUGCUCAGCCAAGACCCACCCAGAGGGAACACCUGGUCUGCAAGGCUUUGUGAAACGUACAGUACAUAAGCAGCCAAAAGCAGCCAGCCUCCCCUUGUAUCCAAUGGUGCUCGGUCUCUUAGUCAAAUAUCCUGAUUCAGCUUUGGGGCAGCUCCAUAUGGAGAACACCCUGGAUGGGAACAAGCUCUACAUAUCAGGAAAUGGAGUUCUCUUUCAACAUGUCAUGAACUGGUUAGGUACUUCCAAGCUCCCUCUGACACGAAGUAUGUCCGAGCUCGUUGAGCUCUGCUCCUAUUUGGAUCAAAUGGACAUCACUUAUCAGCCCAUGAAGGAUGCUUUGAAAACAUAUCUAAAACAAAAGAUACCUACAGACACUGUGGGGAAAGACUGGACAGCAGAAAUUGAGGUCUUUUCACUCCAUCAUAUUGUCAAAGUGUAUGUGGGAAGCCAUUGGUAUGCAACAUACUUGCAAACAUUAUUGAAGUUUCCAGAGCUGCUGUCGAAUUACAAUAAAGUAUAUUGGAUUGUUCAUGGUCAGAGUCUCUUCAUCCAUGGAGAUGGACAAAUGUUUCGACACAUCCUCAACUUCCUUAGGCUUGGCAAGCUCUUCUUGCCCUCAGAAUUUAAAGAAUGGCCUCUUUUAUGCCAAGAAGUGGUAGAAUACCAGAUCCCUUCUCUUGUGGAAGCCCUUUCUCAUUGUGACCCAUACAGAAUAUGGCUAAAACAACGAGACGCUCACAGCGAAGGUUUCCCGUUGAGAAGUCUUGAACCUGUGGUGUCAGAGAAGGAGAAAGGACCUGGUAAAGAUCCUCAAGUUGUACAGCACUCUUAUAUUGCCAUGAAUGUAAACCAAUGUGCUAAUAACUGGAGCAUAGUCAGAGAAGCAGAAGAUGCAGAAGAGAGCGACCAGGAGAAGGAUAGAUACACACGUAUUUCUCCAGUCAAGGGAGUAAAACGAAGAAACAGCUGGGAAGGAUACGGUCCGGCUACAGAUGUGUGGGAAAAUUCCUGUGGGCACACACAGCCAGGGAGCCCCCCAAGGAAAAAGGGGACAAAAGGGAAUUUACCAAAGAAGUCUGACUGCAAAGACACUCCUAUCCAGAGGCUCAUUUCCCUGGUGCAGGGCUGGGAUAUGGCAAAUCACAAAGCCUACGAAGCCCCGCAGGUGCCCAGUACAUCUGAGGGAGAGCCUUCUCGCAAAGACCCUGAAAGGAUGGCUCCCUGCACGCUGCUGCCAGCCAGUCUGGCAAGGAUUACAGCUCCAGAACGACCUGGGAAUGGCCUGGUUCUCAGAGCUGCACCAAGCAUUCAACAGCACUUGACAAACACUGGCCAGUGCUGGCCAGGCACCCCAGCUACGGGGGGAUGGCUGGUCAGGUCUCGUGGACCAAGCAUGCUGGAAGGGAUCUGUCCAGUGGUGGAAAACAUCCCAGUCAAGAAGCUGAGUAGCCAAGCAGAGAGAGAAGAAGCAACAUUCUCUGAACCAGUUAAGAAGGUCAUUGAUGAGCCAGGCGACAGCAGUGCUGGGUUGAUUCUUAAAGUCGAACACCCUCCAAUUGUGGCUGGCGAUGGUUCAUGCAUGUCUCAUGAAGACAGCACCCUCUACAGCAUGUGCCAGGAAGGUAUCCAGUGGGCCAGUGCACAGACACAACUGGUGGCCAAAGACGAAGAAGAACCGUGCGGCACGUCUAAAGGUCGCUUUAUUGGAAUCUGCACUUCACCCGUCGUCUCCUAUGGCGGACCAGACUUCGACAUCCCGAGUAGCCGUCAAUACCGGUGCGUCGACAUCGACGAAAUCGACAUCGAAAACCGCUUCGAAAUCUACCACACAGACCCCGGCACCAACUAUGACGGAACCGACGGUGACAUCGAUAUCGAAGGAGGCGUCGAUACCGGAGCCUCCGCCUCCUCAAUUGUCACCUUCUGGUCUACUGGCCUCUUCCUUGAGCCAACAGAUUCCAGAGAUUGUCGAUAUCGAUACGGCGGAACUCAUGAGUCAUCCGAUAGUGCCCCUCGGGUGUUCACGAAGACCAUGGUGGUAGUGGCAGCAUUCCUAAGGCUCAAGGGAAUUUCGGUGUAUCCUUACAUCGACAACUGGCUUAUAGUCGCAUCCUCGGAAGAGAUCUUAGAAGCCAACGUUUCAGUCACUUUGUCCCUACUGGCUGAACUAGAAGUUGGUGUUGACGCCACAAAUGUAGCUGUCAGGGCCAGGAGCCUUGAUGUGGAAGGUCCAGUAGUAGAGGUGGUGGCCGCCAAAGUGUUUAACGUUCGGGGCCGAUCUUUCAGCAUCGAUCGAGGCCGAUCAGUCGACAUCGUCUUUCUGAGCUUCCCGUUGUCUCGUGAGGAGAUCUUUUAUGCCCGGAUGUGCCACUGCUUUCUCACGGAUGUCAUCUUGGACUCCAUAAGGCAGAAGGACCCCAAGGAAAUUACUGCCCAAGUGGAGCUGUUUGUACAGAGGUUGUGGACCCUGCAGAUCACAGUGAAGGAGUUUGUGGCCAACCUACUGAAUGUGGCACCUUUUAAAGCCAAGAGUCAUACCUGUGAGAUGCUGUUGAAAUGGCUUGAGUUUACGCUGCCAUUUGCCUGGAAGUACAGUUGUUGCAUUGACCAGCUGAUAAGAAAAGGGUACUUUAAAUCACUCUCUCGUGUUGUUUUAGGAAAAUAUUUUCAGAAGUCUUAA